GCCAUUCCGCUGCCAACGUUUCGAUCAGAUUCGUUUGUCGUUUAUCGGUGGAACAAUGUUUCCGUUUAGAUCGAGUUUCCCAUUUUGGAUAUUAUUGUUAAUUGUGGCAAGUUGGGCCUUUGCGCAGGAUACGCUACUCGAAGAUAAGAAUUUAGCAACUUAUGAGGAAGUAAAGGAUAUACCGAAUCAUCCGGAGAAAUACUUGAUUGAUGUAAGAAGUAGAGAAUUAGUGGAAAAAGACGGCGUCAUACCAGGCAGCAUUAUUAUACCAUUCAUGGAAUUGGAAAAGGCUCUCAUGAUGAACGAUAAAGAAUUUAAUAUGAAAUAUGGCCGUGAAAAACCGCCACGAGAUGCAGUUGUGAUUUUCUCAUGUUUAGGCGGUCAGUACGCGCAAAUGGGUUCGGAUUUGGCCAGGAAACACGGCUGGGAGAAAGCCAAGCCGUAUUUGGGUUCAUGGCUGGAGUGGUCCAAAAGAGAAGGAUUAGAUUAACUCUCUAUUUAUGCCAAGAAAAAAAAAAAACAAUAAUUCUAAGUAUAUGUAUAUAUUAUGACACUUCAAACUUAACAACGUCAAUACGUUGCACAGAUACGAUAAAAAUAAAAUAAAAUACACUCUGCGUAAGUGAGUGUAAAAUGCAA
Glossina fuscipes is the source of this 639-nucleotide messenger RNA. Its product is annotated as rhodanese domain-containing protein CG4456. The transcript is spliced from 3 exons. Bases 56 to 490 code for a protein of 144 amino acids. Lineage: Eukaryota; Metazoa; Arthropoda; Insecta; Diptera; Glossinidae. Gene Ontology annotation, cellular component: mitochondrion. Gene Ontology annotation, molecular function: thiosulfate-cyanide sulfurtransferase activity. The record is from RefSeq and is a predicted model, not a curated record.